UCUGUUGUCUCUGUUCACUGGAAUGUUUCCCCUGACCUGCUCACUUGAUCGUUAAGUUCAGAGAUAAUUUUCAAUAAACUGUUGUCACUUGAAAAUAAACAGUCUGGACAAUGUAUGGUCUGCUUGGAAUACUGGGAAGAUAAACAAGCUGGGAUGCAUCUUCUGGUCUUUGUAGGUCUUUUCGGAAUGCGUGCUCCAGAGACUUGACUUUCUUCCCCAGAGCAGAAAGUUUGAUUUCAAGGACAGCUGUUUGUCCGGCACUCCUGGGCGACCCUUUUCCUGAAGGACCACAGCGAUGGGUGGCUUCGGAGUCUCGCUUCAAAGACACGAGCUCGUCCUCCUGGUGCUCUUCCUUCUGCAGAUUCAGAGUCUGGGUCUGGACACAGAGAGUCACGCUCCCUCUGAAGUCUGUGCCACACACACAAUUUCUCCAGGACCCAAAGGAGAUGACGGCGAAAAAGGAGAUCCGGGAGAGGAGGGAAAGCUUGGAAAAGUGGGACGCAUGGGGCCAAAAGGGACGAAGGGAGACCUGGGGGAUGUGGGAGACCAGGGCAACAUUGGCAAGACCGGGCCCAUCGGCAAGAAGGGUGACAAAGGGGAGAAGGGUUUGCCCGGGAUUCCUGGCGGAAAAGGCAAAGCAGGUACCGUCUGUGACUGUGGGAGAUACCGGAAAGUUGUCGGACAACUGGACAUUAGUGUUGCUCGCCUCAAGACGUCUAUGAAGUUCGUCAAAAAUGUCAUAGCAGGGAUCAGGGAAACGGAUGAGAAAUUCUACUACAUCGUGCAAGAGGAGAAGAGCUACAGGGAAUCCCUGACCCACUGCAGGAUCCGGGGCGGCAUGCUAGCCAUGCCCAAGGACGAAGCCGCCAACUCCCUCAUCGCCGACUAUGUCGCCCAGAGUGGCUUCUUCCGGGUCUUCAUUGGUGUGAAUGACCUUGAGAGGGAAGGGCAGUAUGUGUUCACGGACAACACUCCGCUGCAGAACUACAGCAACUGGAAGGAGGGGGAGCCCAGCGACCCCUACGGCCAAGAGGACUGUGUGGAAAUGCUGAGCUCAGGCAGAUGGAACGACACGGAGUGCCACCUUACCAUGUACUUUGUCUGUGAGUUUGUCAAGAAGAAAAAGUGACCUCCCUUGUGCUACACAUUGGUUAUUCCCUGUGACUACUGUUGCUGUUCUUUUUACCCAUCCUUUUCUUCCUAGUUACACUAGAUUUGCUCUGACUCAGGACAAGUGGGAAAUGCUGAACUGAGGUUUUGGAAUCUCCAUUGUUGUGCUCUUCAGUGACAGUUUUAAGCAUUGUCAUACAUGGUUUGUUACUGAGCGAACAGUUUGCCAACUUACGUGGGUCUCAAGAGAGAGUUUGAUUUAUUGGCUAGGCUAGACAAUAGGUAGUUGCUUACACCUCAAAUAAAAUGUUCUUCUGGCAUUUGCUCUGCCCCUUCUCCCUAGAGCCUAAACCACUCUCUACCUCGCCCAGUGAGUGAUUGGACAGUUGGUUGGUGAAGACUAGGACCAUCUGCCCUUGCCCAAAGUCAGACAAAAGGGUCUUCUGUUUUCUAGAAAUCCCAAGAUAUUAUCUGUCUUUGAGUCUGAGAUCUCCAGUUCUUUGGUCAUGCAUCAUAGCUGUACACACACUUGCAAGGUCCUCUCGUUCACACAAACAUAGAAACAAUUCAACCCCAAUGUCUAUACCAUGAAUGUCUAGCCCAGUGACCUGUUCCAGACCACAUGGAAUCACGUAGACCCCAUUUGUGCUUCUGGUCUAUAAUCUUCCCUGGAAAAUACCCGGCAGGUGUCUCAGCUGCCUUUCUGUGGGCCCACAACUUAAUCCCAGACCCUCAGAUAAUUACCUCUCUCAUGUGAGAAAAAGGGAACUUUCCCCAAACAAUAAUAUUUAUAAUCCUCCUGCUAAACAGCUCCCUCCUAUUAGUAUGGCUCCAUUUUUCCUUGUCUCAGGUUUACUGAUAUCAACUUUCCUCCCUUAAGCAUGGGAAAUGAUGAAUGGGGUUUGUGAAGCCUUCAGAAAACUCUAGAAGCUUCCAAGCACUACCACGUCCAAGUCUUUAAGUCCCCUUCUCUCUACCUCUCAUAUGUGGUGACAUGUCGCGGGGGGGGGGGGCUUUACAGUUCAAAACUGUAUGUGGUAAAAACCCCACAGCAAAGGUUCCCUUUCUAGUACUCUGACAUCACAGGGAUGUGCCAAGUGUGGGGUUUGGAACAUGCCUGGGACGCCCAUUUACUGAGCUGGUGUCAUUCGACUUUGAACUACAGAUCAAACCUCUAAGGAGCUUUCCUUUGGAAUCUAAAAAUAAACAGUUCAACAAAAACUCUAGAUUAUUCCCUUGUAAACUGCAGCUCCAGUUAUAGUCUGAGGCAUAUGAUUAGACUGUUUAAAAUGCUGGCAAAGCGGUUAAUGAACUUAGAGAAACAGAUCAACAACAUAUGUUCACCUUAAACCAUCUGUUCAUGAUUUCACCCAUGACUAACCGGUUAUGAGACAGGACUUAAUUAGGUUAUUUCUGUGAGUUUAACGAGGGUCACACACUCCAGGACUACAGGGGCCGUACAGAUGCCAUAAAUGAGUGAGGUGGGACAAGGGGGGAUCCCAGGGCACUGAGAACAGCUUACCCAUCUAAAGGAACCAGCUGAUCCUCAGUGGCUGCUGUUGUUGCCAUGAAGGACCAAUGUCACUCUAUGCUCUGAUACCUCAAGAAAUAUCAGAGAGCUGGAACCUCAGAAGAUGUCUUUAUAUUUUUAAAAGCUGGCAUCACAUCCAUAUUUCACCCAAAUUGAAAUCAUGACCUUUCUAUUUCUCACUUCCUGGGGAAAGUGCUAAAGGCUCUAACCAUAUUGAAUGUCACCAGGACAUGGUGACAUCAAAGUCAAGAUUCCCCAUUAAUAACCCCAUUCAGCUCAGCGCGAUCGCAGGAAUGCCUUCAGUGUCUGCCACUCAUCAAGUUCAUAAGCCAGUUACUUAUUCAGACUUCUGAGACUGGGGCACAUGAAUGUCGAAGCCAGGGCAGUUUCAUAAAAACUACGAAGAGAACACCAUAUCAAAACCUUUAUCUUUGGGUAGGAUGCCAGCCAAGAACAGGAGGAACAAGAAUCUGGAAACACACGUGGGGGGAAAGGAAGGGAAAAGAAGAGAGGCGAGAAGGAAUGGGCAGCAAACCUUGUCUAGGAUCUCCACUGGGAGCCGCAUUCUGGUUAGUUCAGAGACCCCCAAACACAGCCAUUUGUUGUGUGCAUUACAAGUGCUGUUAUUAUUUCUAUCAUGAUUGUUAUAAUAAUAACAACAACAUUUUUAUCCAUGGCUCUUCUUUGCUGCCAGUGCUUCCAAGAGAAGACGACAGAGCUUCAGAAAAUAGGAUUCAUCCUUCCACCUCACCUGGAAGAAAGGUUGAGGGCACCGCACACUUAAUCAGUUUUAUUAUGAAACCCGCAUUGUGCUGUACAAAAUAAAUACCUUCACAUAUCACAUGUCAUGUGAUUUUGAUAAACUUUGGGAAGUACGAAGGGCAGACAUUUUUACUGCCAUUUUCCCAAUGAAGGUAAUGGGGGCCCGAGGAAGCUACGCCAUUUACCAAAAUGAGGUCCUUUGAGGGAAAAGUAGGACUCCAGCCUGCUGACAAGCUGCCCAGCCGCUUUCUCCCGUUUCUGUUUAUUGUUCUUGUAUUGAAUGGAAGUUCGUGCACGAUUCCCUCACAAUAGCAGAGGCUCCAAUAAUGUCCCUUGAUUACCUUCCAAAGUUGAAGAUGAGGGUCCACUAACAGAGAUGUUGCGGAUUCUGAAACUUGCCUUACAAACAUGGUGUUCACUGGCUUACUGUUUUACUCACUAAGGUCUACACACGGCAUGGGUGUUGGGGAGCUGACUUAGCACAGCCUCGCUAUAAUUUUGCAGGUAACUAUGGAUGCAGGGAAAGCAAAGCAGAUAUAUAAAAAUCAAGAUUUGGCCCAAAUAAGCAUGUAAUUUUUUACCCCAUAAAAGAAUUUACUAGAGAAUUCUCUUAAGUAACUAGCAUUUAAAAUUGAUUUUAUUCUCGAAAGUUGAACUUAUAUUCAACUUUUCAGGAACACAGCUGGGUACUUCCCAAGGAUGACAUAAAGUUUCCAGGGGAACAAAAUAAAAAUAAAAACACCUUUUUGCACUCUCACAACACUGCCACAUCAAAGCAGCAUAUUCAAUGACCAGACAAGAGGGAAUAGCUCACGCCCAGCGUCAUAGCCCGACCACCAUAGAAAGGUGUGCAUUCUGUGUUGAGAGCAGUAUCACAAUCAUGGAUUAUACUUUGGACAACUCAUCCAUAAAAAUGGCUGGAAUUUUUUAAGGUAGUUUUAAUUUCUACCUAGAUCUGUGUUACCCAAGUAUGAGUUGCUUUGAUUGUUACCAAAUUAAUUUUCAGCUCUCUGGGUUGCAUUUCUUGAGACAAUAAAAUAUCUGUGGAA
This is a messenger RNA of Phyllostomus discolor (pale spear-nosed bat), 4452 nucleotides long. RefSeq names its product collectin subfamily member 10 (gene COLEC10). The record is from RefSeq and is a predicted model, not a curated record. Bases 296 to 1129 code for a protein of 277 amino acids. The transcript has 6 exons. NCBI's taxonomy places the organism in Eukaryota, Metazoa, Chordata, Mammalia, Chiroptera, Phyllostomidae.